GUCUGACACGCACCGGCCGUGUAAAACAACACCCAGAGGCGGAAUAAAGUUGUAUUACCAGAGGAAAAAAAAAAAGCCAAAAAAAAAAAAAAACAGGAUUAUUUGUAACCCGGAGUGAGUGGAACUUUAUCAACAUUUUUUUUUUUUAUCUUUAAAAAAAAAAAAGAAGGUCUUUUUCCACACAAAAAAAUCUGGGAAGAAUUGUCACCAUGAGGAUUUGGACUGUGGUGCUUUUACUGCUUCACUCUCUGGUGGCGUCCAGACAGGCGUGCGGCGCGGCGGUGGACAGGUACGACAGCGACAGGCAGCAGCACACGGCUGUCAUCAACUUCCUGGAUGUGAGCGAGGACAGAAGGCCGGGGGAGGAGGAGGAGGAGGAGCGCACAGGAGAAGCCGCUAUGUUGGAGGAGGAUGAGGAGUAUGGAGAUGAAUACUACUAUGAUGGAGAGGAUUAUGAUGAAAGCACAUCCGGGGAUUAUGAAACGGAAGUGCCAAGAGUCGCUAUGUCGAGCAAACCCAAAGAUCCAUCUGCCAUCCUGGAGGCGGAAAACCCGGAGGGAGCGAGAAGAAGAGCGAAAGGGCGAAAGCGGGGGAAGGGGAAAGGAAAGAAGAGGGAUCCCUGCCUGAGGAAGUACAAAGACUUCUGCAUUCACGGCACCUGUCGGUACCUGAGAGACCUCCGACAGCCAUCGUGUGUGUGUCACCUGAGCUACUCCGGGAAAAGGUGUGAGUUCUUCACCCUGCCUGUGGAGAAGCCUCAGGAGGGCUACAACCGCACCACCGCUCUGGCUGUUGUCGCUGUGGUGCUGUCGUCCAUCUGCCUGACCAUCAUCGGCCUUUUACUCAUGCUCAGGUUUCACAAGCGGGGAGCGUAUGAUGUAGAGAGUGAGGAGAAAGUCAAGUUAGGGUUAGCGUCCAGCCACUGAAGAGACAAAGAAGGGCAAAGGAGUGGAGAUACUACCUCAAAAUAGAAGGAUAAGAGAAGAAGGGUCCUCCAGAACAUGAAAGGAACGCAGACAGAUGAAGAAAGGGAACAGAGGGUGUCGGCUUCACCCUUUGCUGGAUGUUCACAUUCACAAAAUAUGGACAGCUCAGCGUUUUCCUGUCGGCCUCGGGGAGAAGACGGCCACAUCUGAAAGUGGAAAUACUGCACAGGCCGCAGGGUGGACUAGAAUGGAGAAGUGCGAGCACCGAGGAAGGAGAAGGAAAGGAAGACGAAGAAGGAACAUUUGCUGCUUCCUGACUGUGUGAAGUCAACUUUCAGACUGAACUGAAUCCAUUUCAUUAACAACGAGAGCACAAUCUGGAAAUUUUUGUCUGGAAAAAAACAAAAAAACAAACAGGCAGCAUUUUAUAUUUUCCCGCACAAGUGCAUUAUUUUUAUUUUUUUUUCUUCCUGUACAGUAAACGGUUAUAUUUAUACAUUUAAUUUAUUUAUUUAAGCUAACUGUAUUUAUGUAGGUUUAAUUAACCUCCUUCAACAAUUCAACAUGGAUGUUACAGUUGUUUUGUAUUCCUUAUUGGACAUUAUUUAUUACAAAGAACAAAAAAAAACAAAAAACAAUGCUCCGAGCCCCAGGAGGCAAAAUGUAUGAUUCAAAAACAAAUGUAAAAAGUGCCUUUAAUUUUGGCACUCAGAACAUAAUUGAUGGCACUCUGAUUUUUUUUU
Messenger RNA from Nerophis lumbriciformis (worm pipefish), 1669 nucleotides. RefSeq names its product heparin-binding EGF-like growth factor a (gene hbegfa). Gene Ontology annotation, biological process: positive regulation of cell population proliferation; epidermal growth factor receptor signaling pathway. NCBI's taxonomy places the organism in Eukaryota, Metazoa, Chordata, Actinopteri, Syngnathiformes, Syngnathidae. Gene Ontology annotation, molecular function: growth factor activity; epidermal growth factor receptor binding. The record is from RefSeq and is a predicted model, not a curated record.